AUGAAGUUUCUCCUAUUGAUUCCAGUCCUGCAAGCCACUGCUUCUGGAGCUGUUCCUCUGUUCCCUGUUGAAAACCUGGAAGAAAAUGAGUUGAUGUUUGCUGAAAAAUACUUGGAAACCUUUUAUGACUUCCAUAUGGAAAAAACUCCAAUGAUAAAAAUGAAAUUCACUGAGAACUUCAUGGAGAAUAAAAUCCAGGAAAUGCAGCAGUUCUUGGGGCUAAACAUGACCAGGCAACUGGAUACAUCCACUCUGGAGAUGAUGCACACCUCUUGGUGUGGCAUGCCUGAUGUUCGUCAUUACAGUACAAUGACAGGGAGGCCAGUAUGGAAGAAACAUCAUAUCCCCACGAGUAAUAUUAAUUUCACUCCUGACAUGGUGCGCGAGGAUGUCAACUAUGCCAUCCAGAAAGCUUUUCAAGUAUGGAGUGAUGUGACACCCUUGAAAUUCAGACAGAUUUAUGAAGGCAAGGCUGAGAUUAUGAUGUCUUUUGCACAUGGAGCUCAUGGAGACCCCUAUCUGUUUAAUGGUAGAGGUGGAGACAUAGCCCAUGCUUUUGCACCUGGACCUGGUAUUGGAGGAGAUGUACAUUUUGAUGAGGAUGAAUUCUGGACUAAAAGCUACAAAGGCAUAAACUUGUUUCUUGUUGCUGUUCAUGAGACUGGUCAUUCCUUGGGUCUUCAACAUUCCAAUGAUCCAAAGUCCAUAAUGUUUCCCACCUACAGUUAUGUCAACACCAACACAUUUCACCUCUCUACUGAUGACAUACGUGGCAUUCAGUCCCUUUAUGGAGGUCCAGAAAAGUACCAAUCCAUGCCACCUCCUGAUGGUACAAACCCAAAUAUCUGUGACCCCAACUUGAGUUUUGAUGCUGUCACUACAAUCGGAAAUAGAAUCCUUUUGUUUAAAGACAGGUUCUUCUGGUGGAAGUUUCCUGAGUUACCAAGGAGCAGUUUUAAUCUAAUUUCUUCCUUCUGGCCAACGUUGCCAUCUGUCAUUCAAGCCGCUUAUGAAAUUAGAGCCAGAAAUCAAGUUUUUCUUUUUAAAGAUAACAAGUACUGGCUAAUCAGCCAUUUAAGACCACAGCCAAAUUAUCCCAGGAGCAUACAUGUUCUGGGCUUCCCUGACUCUGUGAAAAAAAUUGAUGCAGCUGUUUUUAACCCAUUUAUCUAUAAAACUUACUUCUUUGUAGAUAAUCAGUAUUGGAGGUAAGAUGAGAGGAGACAAUCUAUGGACCACAGUUAUCCCAAACUGAUAACAAAGAACUUCCAAGGAAUUGGGCCUAAAAUCGAUGCAGUCUUCUUUUCUAAAAGUAAGUAGAUUAUGACAUGAUACUACUAUUUCUUCCAAGGAUCUAACCAACUUGAAUAUGACAUUCAGUCUGAUCUUGUCACCAAUAGACUAAAAAGCAAUAGUGGGUUUGGUUGUUAGAAAUGGUAUAAUCAAUGAUGCUUGUCAAUUCACUUCAGGUUAAUAAGUAUUUAUUGCAUACUUGCUAUGCACUCAGUGAUAUGUUUCAUAAAAAAGGUAAAAUCUAGGUCAUAGAUACAUAAUUAUAAAAAUAAGUAUUUUCAGUUUUGAAAACCCUUAGGAUAUGGUCAUUUCAUUGUCAGUUUUUACUUGACUGAGUUUGAAAAUAGAAAC
This is a messenger RNA of Trichechus manatus latirostris (Florida manatee), 1644 nucleotides long. RefSeq names its product matrix metallopeptidase 12 (gene MMP12). Gene Ontology annotation, cellular component: extracellular matrix. Lineage: Eukaryota; Metazoa; Chordata; Mammalia; Sirenia; Trichechidae. The record is from RefSeq and is a predicted model, not a curated record. Gene Ontology annotation, molecular function: metalloendopeptidase activity; zinc ion binding. Gene Ontology annotation, biological process: proteolysis; collagen catabolic process; extracellular matrix organization.